Messenger RNA from Nezara viridula (southern green stink bug), 3803 nucleotides. The record is from the annotation of a GenBank genome assembly. NCBI's taxonomy places the organism in Eukaryota, Metazoa, Arthropoda, Insecta, Hemiptera, Pentatomidae.
GUAACGUGUAGUAUCAGUGAAGUGCUUAUUGUUAUGAACUUUGUUGGAUACAAUUUUAUUGUAAAGCGGUUUCAUUCAAUUCCUUUUAAUAAGUAGAUUAGUGACUGGCAUGCUCCUUUUAAUAUCCUUUAAUGGACUGUGAUGUAGGACUGUUAUCUUCGGAAAUCGAUGUUCCGAAGCAUCACUCGGAUUUAAAAAACAUUUUUGCUAUUUACCCCCCGAGCUUAGAUGGUGUUCUCGAAAGUGAUAACAUGGGACUAGAAAAUACAUGGACAGAUGAUGAAUUUGUUGUACCUCCAAUACCUGAUUUACCUCCUAUCCCACUGCCAGCUCCAUCCAAUAAUGUUGAUGUAACUUUUGAAGACACUACUACAUCUAGUGCACCAAUAUUAGAAGAAAUUGACUGUCUCUUCUCACCUGUAAGCCAAGCCAAUGAUGCUCAAGAAGACUCAAUACUCCGUUUCGCUGAUGACUUUCUUAUGGUCUAUCCUGCUUUGUAUUUGUAAAAUAAAAUAUGACAUGGUCACUAACAACUUUUUCAUAUAAUAAAGAGAUUAUUGAGAAAACUAUGGAUUAGGGAGACCAGUGGCCGGAGGAUACUACCUGCACUUAUAAUUUCUAAGAUUGUUUUAAAUUUUUAUUAUGGUGUUUCUCUUUGAUGGAGGUGUGGGUACUGCUGAGCCUGGCGUUUGUGGGCUCCGUAACUUAGGCAAUACAUGUUUUAUGGGUGCCGGGAUCCAAUGUUUGAUGGCUACCGCUCCAAUAGCUAUUGCAUUGUAUAAAACUCCAAGUACACCGAACCAUCCCUUAACUAACAGCCUUGCUGACCUCACCCGCAAGAUAUGGUGCGGACGUUAUACAACAUUUCAGCCUAUGCAAUUUAAAAUGGCAUUAGCUUCACAUUUCCCCCAGUUCAAUGAUUUUCGACAGCAUGAUUGUCAAGAAUUUCUUGCUCUUCUUCUUGAUGGCCUCCAUGAACAGCUGAAUACUGCCACCAGCAAAGAUAUCGCAUGUCAAGUUGAAACGGAAGAACUUCCAGAGAAACGUAAUGUGAAAGUUUCUACUUCUCAAUCUACCAGCCAGGAUAUUAUGAUUGAUUGUGAUCCAAAAUGUGAUGGCAAAGAAUUACAUUUAUUUAAGGAUACGACUAGGGAUAAAAAAAGUAAUCUUGAAAAAGGUACCAAUGCGAAUUUUUGUUCUCCCGAGCCUUAUGUUCCGUUACCUGUGACAUCUCAUAUUGAGAAAUGUGAUAACCUAAACUGUGAUAAGCAGCUGAAUAACAAGCAAGGGAUUUUAUUAAAUCGGGACAUGAUUUCCGUUGUAAAUAAUACCGCUCCUCAUAUCACUGGAAUAGAGGAUAUUUUAAAAGAAGCCAAAACUUCUAAUCUUAACGUUCUUGUAACCAGGGAAGAAGCCAACAAUGAACUAAGAUUUGAUUCUGAAAAAUUCCCCAGAAGUGAUACCUCCCGUAGAAGAGGGGAAACAUUCAAUGUUAAUUCACUUCAUCUUUUCGAUAAUAAUACUAGUGGCAAGCGUAAUUCAAGCUUAUCCAAUCUCCCGAUAUCUCUUGAUUUCAAAGAUGGUCUAGAUCUGAAAAGAGUGAAACUCCAUUCGAUUGCUGACGAAGUUGAAGAAAAGAACAAGCGAAUGGAGCUAGAGAGGCAGUGUAAAUCUCCUGACUUACUGCUCGAAAAAAAUGAAAGAAUGGAAUGUGAAAGGAAAGGGAGCACUAAGGAGGAUAUCACAGAUGAUAUUACUAGCUCACUGCUUUCUCCUAACCUCGCUGAUAUUACCUAUGACAAGACGUCUGAAGUUGAAGCAGACUCGCAUUGGCAAAAACAUUUGGCAGAAAAUAAAAGUGUUGUUGUAAAUACUUUUCAGGGCCAAUUUAAAAGCACUGUCGUUUGCUCUGUAUGUAAAUUUAUAUCUGUUACGUAUGAACCAUUUAUGUACCUCUCUGUUCCUCUUCCAAAUGCAAUGCAAAAGAAGUUAAAGGUCACAUUCAUUGGAGAAUCAUUAAAACAUCCUACCGAGUUUCUAUUAGAAUUGAACAAGUAUGAUAAUGUCAACUACUUGAGGGACCAAAUUUUAAUUAAAGUUGGGUGCGAAGUUAAAGGGCCCAUAGUGAUAGCUGAAGUUUUUGAUCACCACAUUGCGAAAGUAUUGGAAGAUCAUCAGCUGAUAAGAUAUUUAAAUGAUUCCGACCGUAGCCUGUAUGCAUUUGAGGUGACUACGUUAUUGGAUAAAACUGCGUUGGAACCAAUCGAUGACAGCAAGGUUGAAGAGUAUCUGGUGGACACAUGUUGCAUUAUUUGCCUUGAGGAUAAGGAUUCAAACAUGAAGCAACACGCUGACUGCACCUGCAUUCUUUGCGAAUCUUGCAUUGCUGCCUCUUGCACUCACUAUGGAGGUUCCACAUUUGAUUGUCCUGUCUGCAGGAAAGAAAUUAAUCCAGAUGAGCAUCUCAAGAACAUGAAGCCUCAGUCUAACAUGACUGCAAGGAUGAUCAAUAUCCCUCUAGUCUUUCGUGUUGAUACUGUGGGAGAUGGAAACAACAAUCAGAAAAAUGUGGAACUGUUUGGUCAUCCAAUGUUGGUUCGAAUUCCUAACCAUUGUACAUCAGAAGCCUUAAAGGAAGCCAUCGCCUCGCUCCUGCCUUAUAAAGAACCUUACCGGCUUCUUCUUGUUGAUGGACAGGGCCUGCAUUGCUCGAGGUGCAUGUACCAUAGUCAUUGCAGAGGUUGCGAACUGCCUGAUGAUGUUAGCCUGUAUACAAGCGACACCAUCGCAGUAACUUUCACUGCUCCUGUCAAAGUUUUACCUACCACUUCAUCUCUUGCUUCGCUGUCAGCGCAGGCUUCCUCGCUCACACUCUACGAUUGUAUCCAAGCAUUCAGCCAGAGUGAAACUCUUGAUGGAAACAAUCCAUGGUUUUGUCCUCAAUGCAAACAAAGCAGGUGCGCAACAAAGACAUUAUCUGUAUGGCGAUAUCCUGAUUACUUGAUAGUUUAUCUGAAGAGGUUUGUUUUUCAUAACCACAUAAGUACAAAACUCGAAGAGAAAGUAUUAUUCCCAUUGACAGGGCUAAGUCUGGCAACAGGAUCAGAUUAUGAUCUAUACGCUUGCGUAUGUCACAUAGGAGGUGUUUCUGCCGGACACUACACAACCUAUGCUCAGCAUCCAUAUACUCACCAGUGGCAUUAUUUUAAUGACAGCUUCGUGUCAAAACAGUCUCCGCUUGAAGAAGAUUACAGUAAUGCUUACAUACUUUUCUACAAAAAACAGGGACUUCAGCCACCUCCUAUUGACGGUGGAAAUGGGAUCUUCAGCGAGUUGUAAACAGUUUGGUUAUGUCAGUAUUUUAGAACUCGAAUAUCCUCUGAGAUAUUUAAGUUAUAAGCUCUCUCUGUGAUCAUAGUUAAAUACUGAAUGUAUUUGCUUGUCGGAACAGAAUCAUGUUUAACAUUGUUAAAGGGAUAAGUUGAUUAUCUUUUAAAGAAAAUGUUAACCAAACAAAAAACAGAAAAAAAAAAAUGGAAUCUGUGCGAGUAUAACGACUUGUCAAAGGUUUUGCAUUUACACUGUAAUAAAUAACAGUUACUUUUUUUAUAGACAUUAGACUAGAUUUUUUUAAUAUUAUGUACUUACUAGUAACAUAGAAAAAAAAAUGCCUAUAUUAUUAAAGGUAUAUAUAUUUCCUAAGAUGUUAUUAUUCUCUGUUGUUUCUUUCUUAAAUAUAUAUAUGUUAUAUAUAUAUUUAUGUAAAUUAGAUUAACUUUGGCAUAAUAUUUAAGUUGUGCUGU